Molecule: messenger RNA, 2925 nt
Organism: Peromyscus californicus insignis
Lineage: Eukaryota; Metazoa; Chordata; Mammalia; Rodentia; Cricetidae
Product: carcinoembryonic antigen-related cell adhesion molecule 15-like
Exons: 4
Coding region: 1-813 (270 amino acids)
Biological process (GO): regulation of immune system process; signal transduction
Cellular component (GO): plasma membrane; cell surface
Molecular function (GO): protein tyrosine kinase binding
Source: RefSeq, a predicted model, not a curated record
AUGGGGAAGGAGGAAGCCGGAAAGCACAGGCCACAGCAAGAAGAGGGGCUGACACAGAGCACGGCCUUGGGCAGAGACCCUGCUCACAGCCCAGCACCCUGGGGAGCAGAGACCAUGGAGUCCCCUUCUCUACUUCUCUGCAAAGGGCUCCUGCUCACAGCCUCACUUUUAACCUGCUGGAACUCACCCGCUGUGGUGGCGGCGCUAAGAUCUACCAAAGAAAUGCGGUUUUCUGCGGCUGAAGGGGGGAGGGUUCUUCUCUCUGUUCCUGUUCAGGCAGAGAACCUUCUCUCCUUUCACUGGUACAAAGGAAAAGAAGAAGACCAAGGUUUUACAAUUGCCCGUUAUGAGAAGGACACAGAUUUACUUAAACUUGGGAAUGCAACCAGCGGCAGGGAAGAGGUAUAUAAGGACGGAUCCAUGAUGCUCCAGGACGUCACCCAGGAAGACACGGGAAUCUACACCCUAGAAAUCUUUGGAGCACAUGAUCAUAUUGAAAUAACACAUGUCUACCUCCAAGUGUACAAGAUUGUGACGAAGCCCUACCUCCAAGUCAACCACACUAGGGUCGGGAGACGAAGGAGCGCUACGAUUCUCACCUGCGUGUCACCUGACACUGGAGUUGACGUCAACUGGUUCUUCAACUACAAGCCCCUCAAUCUAACGGAGAGAACCACCCUGUCACCUGAAGAGCACAAGCUCAUCAUCAGUCCCGUCUGGAGGGCAGAUACAGGGAUCUACCAGUGUGAGGUCUCCAACUUCUUCAGCUCCAGGAAGUCUGGCCCACUGUUCCUUGUGUUGGCUUAUGGCUAAGGCUGUUCCCUUCCUGCUUAGUUAGGGUUUCCAUUGCUGUGAAGAGACACCAUGGCCACAGCAACUCUUACAAAGGAAAACAUUUAAUUGAGGUGGCAGCUUACAGUUUCAGAGGUUUAGUCCAUUAUCAUCACCGUGGGGAACAUGGCAGCUGGGAGUAUAGUAGUAGCCUGCAGGCAGACACGAUGCUGGAGAAGAAGCUGAGAUUCUUGCAGCUUGACCCACAGGCAACAGGAAAUGAUCUAGACACAGGGUGUGGCAUGAGCAUGUAUGAGAGACCUCAAAGCCUAUCUCCACAGUGACACACUUCCUCCAACAAUGCCAUACCUACUCCAACAAAGCCACACUUCUUAAUAGUGUCACUCCCUGUGAGCUCAUGGGGGUCAAUUAUAUUCAAACUACCACAACAUACAUAUAUGUGUGUAAAAUUACAUAUAUACAUAUAUAUACAUACAGGGACACACACAUAUAUUAUACAUAUGUACUAUAUAAUACAUUUUAUCAAGCAUGGAAUUCUUGUUAUUCUGAAGCAUGCAUAGCAGUGUCUCAAAUUUUACUUCUAAGUUUUUAGUAAUUUUAAUCUAUUACAUUAUAAAGUUAAUCUCAUUAAAAGAAAAUAUUAUUAAUCCUUUGUCAAAAGCCAACUUUAAAUGGAAUUGACUUUUUGAUACUGUUAAUUUUCAUUCUCCCUUUAUUCCCUCUUUCACGGGCUGGCAGGCAGGGGACGUUCUUUAUUUUCCUUCAGUGAUGGGCGGGUCUCAUGCUAUUGCUUUAAGGAUCAAGAAUCAAGGGCCUCUUUGGCAGAAAUCUGCACAUGGGUUGUCGGUUGCACAGGUCUUAGCUGCCAUUGUGAGCACCGUUAGCGACAGACUUGAAGGCAGGCAGCCGGGUGGACCUCUGACAAACCACACAAACUUUAACUAAUGCCCCUCCUGACUCUAAGCCUCAAUUUUCAUCCUAAAAUGGAAAUGAUUUUCUCAUGACAGACGCAGGUGAUAAAUUCCCUGAAGGAACAAAUCCAAGUUCAUCAUGCUGAACGCCUUUCCCCAGCACAGCCCAGGGUGAAACCUCUUCACAUUCAUGCUUCGCCUUUCCCUCCUUGAGAGCCGGCCCGGCCUCUCCGCUGGGGCCACGACUUACAUGGAGGUUGGAGUUGUGGCUGGGGUGGCCGUGACAGCGUGGCGGCCAUAUUUCUUACAUGGAGGCCAUAUUUCUUACAUACCGAGAAGCCUGGUGGAUAUGGUUAAUUUUCUUCUUAUGUUUUCCUGCAGUCUGAGUGCCAUGCUCCGGAGUGGGCAGGGACUUCUGUUCUCCUGCCUCUGGAUCUCCCAUCACCUCCUAACCCUCUGCUUCUCAGAACUGAUGCUGUGGGCUCAGCCUCCCCAUCUUCAUGCAUCCCUGUGUGAUGGCUACUCUUGGUGGUCAGCUUGACCACCUCUGAAUGAACUACAGUCCAGAAACAGAGGAAACACCUGUGAGAGGUUGUUUUUGCUUGGUUUGAAGCAGUGAAUCCCCUUCCAGUCUGGACUUUUGAGGUAAGAAGACACACGCCUUUGAUCCGGAUCUAGAGAUGGGAAGACACACUUUUAAUCUGGGUCACACCUUCUGCUGGAAGUCUAUAUAAGGACAUGGAAGAAGGAAGCUUUUGCUCUUUGCCUGCUUGCCCUCACCUUGCCAGCACAUCUGUUCUUUGACGGGCAUUGGACCUACUUCUUUAUAUAUAUACAGAAGGCCAGCUGAGACAUCCACCCUUGUGGACUAAGCAACUUCUGGAUUCUUGGACUUAGUGUUCACAGCCAGCCAUUGUUGGAUUAGCUGGGUUUUGGCCUUUAAGUCAUUCCAAUAAAUCUCAUACACACACACACACACACACACACACACACACACACACACACACACACACAGAGAGAGAGAGAGAGAGAGAGAGAGAGAGAGAGAGAGAGAGAGAGAGAGAGAGAGAUUCAUUCUUAAGUUCUGUUACUCUAGAGAACCCUGACUGACACAUCCUGUCUCUUGGAGUCCAUUUCCAUCUAGUUAGAGAACAGAUUCAAUUAUGCUCCUCUAUCCCCGCCCCCCCCCCUGCCCCCGUCAGGAAGCCAAGGUUCAAGAAGA